CGUUCGUUAAAAUUGAAUCAUUUCAAUUCAAUGAUUUCGUAUUUCGAACUCUCAGCUCGCCGGAUUGGUUUUUGGCUUUUGCUUUGCCGCGUGCUAAGUCUACUCAAAUCACAAGAGUAAGCUGAAGCCUUGGAUUUUAGAUAUUUGACCGUACUUAAGCUACGUGAUCGACUCUUUAGAAAGUCCAUGGGACGAAAUGGUGAUUGACAAAUAUCCAGAACAGUUAGUGUUUUUUUUCAAUCAUCAAGUAUGUCGCCGUCAUUUGUCUUUGAAUAAAUGAUAACAUUGCUGUUAAUCCCAAGAUCACAGUAUUCCUAUUGUUCCUGUAAAAAUAGUUUUUAAGAUUUUUAUAGCUAAUAAAUUUGUAAGCACAUCAAAGGACAUUGAUCAACCAUGAGGACCCCCACCAAAUAUCAACAAAACAAUUCUACGAAAAAAGAUCUCGUCAAAGAUGCCAUUCAAUUAACAAUAGCCGUCAACCGAAUGAAGCAGCAUUUUGUCUGGGGAGCCGUCAACACAGUAAUACUGUCGAUGCUCGUCUAUGAUUUAUUGGUUUUACCUUAUUCUUGGUAUACUCCAUGGUGGCGUCUCGUUGAAUCAACUACAUCAGCUGUCUUAUGCACAAGUCUAUUGUAUCAUAUUUUCGGACUUCUCAAGUUAUGGAUGACUACUAAUACGCUUGAUUUAGCGCCAGAACAAUUUCAGACUUUAGGAUUAUCCAAUUCUUACAUAAGGAUUAAAUCUCCUCAUAAACUGACGAGCACGAUUACACCUCCGGCUACUACAAGUACACCGAUAAACUGUACAAUGAGCAAUUGGAACACUCCGAGGUUUCAAAUAUCUCCUGAUAAAUUGGUAACAGAUAAACAAAAUCGUAAUGGAAUCAAGUAUAAUAUUAACAACACUAAUAACGAAACAAUUGAAGAUAUGUGUACCUUAGAACAAUACCUUAAAGAUUACGAUAGUAAAAACAGCUUCUCUUUUACUGAGCGUGAUUCUGAACAACGUAGUUUGUCGUUGUGGGAACGUUCAGGUUGCUCAAACACUUCGAUUUCAUCAAUGUUACAAAACUCUAUUUAUCAAGUAGCUUCCUCUCCUGAACAAUCAAAAUCGGAUCUAAAUGAAAGUACAUCAACAGUUGCCAUGGCUUCAGAGGUUUGGCGAAAGUUUAAAGUUGAUAAUAACAAAGUCGAAAGAUGGUUGGUAAAUUUGAGAACUUGGAUUUCACAAACAAUAAUUACACGUUUAGUCAAAGAAAUAGAAAAUGUCGAUCGCGCUUUGUACAACCAAGGAUUUGUCGAUGUAUCAAUAGGAAACGUUGGGCUAGAACGACUUAAAAAAACUGCCCAUACCGUACAAGUUGCUCAAACUAUUCCCAGUUUGUUACACAUUAUUCCAUAUUUUGAAAUAUCUACCAAUCAAGAGUAUGUUGUACAACGAAUCAGAGAAUUGGCAAAAGGACCAUGCCUGACUGAAUAUCGGUGGAACUCUGGUGGAACAUUUAAAGGAAAAGAAUGGACUUCUGAAUUACCAUCAGACUCCGUUUUGGUGAUGCAUUUGUUGGCUACAUACUUAGACUCUCAGUUGUCCCCAUUGACACGUCUCAAAGGGAAGAAUCCUUUUUCAGUUCAGCACCUCAUCAAAUAUCCAGAAAAAAUUAAAUCCAACGAUAAACAAGUCGUCAUUUAUCAACAAUCAAAUAAUCCUCCUCAUUACAAUUUAAAAAUAGGAAAAGAUACACACAAUUUUCCAAAAGGUCGUAAUAAUUUUUUCUACACCAUUCUUUUGUUUCUAAAUUAUAUCAAAACAACUGAAAACGGAAUGUUGGAGAGCGUAAACCUCGGAAAAUCCGGAGUUAAUAUGCUUUGGAUUGUAGAAUAAGUUUUUUUAUUAUUAUUACUAGUAUUAUUUGCACAAAAUCUGACUGAAUAAAUUGAAUAAAGUACAAUGCAUUAAAAUUG
This is a messenger RNA of Adelges cooleyi (spruce gall adelgid), 1961 nucleotides long. Its product is annotated as transmembrane protein 209. Gene Ontology annotation, cellular component: membrane. Bases 394 to 1881 code for a protein of 495 amino acids. The transcript is spliced from 11 exons. NCBI's taxonomy places the organism in Eukaryota, Metazoa, Arthropoda, Insecta, Hemiptera, Adelgidae. The record is from RefSeq and is a predicted model, not a curated record.